AUGUCAAAAGGUAUCCUGCUUGGUGAUAAGUUUCCGGAUUUCCAAGCCGAGACCAACGAAAACUUCAUUUCAAGUUUCCAUAAUUGGAUUGGCAAAGACAAUUGGGCAAUACUAUUUUCUCACCCACGAGAUUUCACUCCAGUUUGCACCACGGAGCUUGCUAGGCUAGUUCAACUAGCGGCGGAAUUCAAAAAACGAAAUGUAAAGCUGAUUGGUUUAAGUUGUGACUCGGCACAGUCGCAUCGUGAAUGGGCCAAUGAUAUCAUCGGACUGUGUAAAAUGAAGUCUGGUGACUGCGGAAGCAAACUGCCAUUUCCGAUAAUAGCAGAUGAGAACCGUUCUCUAGCCAACAAACUGGGAAUGAUGGAUCCGGAAGAGCGUGAUGAAAAGAACGCUGCGUUAACCGCACGUUGUCUGUUCAUAAUUGGACCUGAUAAAACGCUGAAGCUUUCUAUCUUAUAUCCUGCAACAACGGGACGGAAUUUUGAUGAAAUCCUACGCGUUGUCGAUUCGCUUCAACUUACAGCAGUUAAACGAGUAGCAACACCUGUCGACUGGAAGAGUGGUGAUGAUUGUGUCGUGUUACCAACGAUUGAUGACAACGAGGCAAAGAAGUUGUUUGGUGAAAAGAUAAACACCGUUGAACUGCCAUCUGGAAAACGUUACCUUCGCAUGGUUACGCAUCCAAAAUAA
Cercopithifilaria johnstoni is the source of this 693-nucleotide messenger RNA. NCBI's taxonomy places the organism in Eukaryota, Metazoa, Nematoda, Chromadorea, Rhabditida, Onchocercidae. The record is from the annotation of a GenBank genome assembly.